This is a messenger RNA of Paralichthys olivaceus (Japanese flounder), 2873 nucleotides long. It is a transcript of the gene pank2, whose product is annotated as pantothenate kinase 2. Gene Ontology annotation, cellular component: nucleus; cytosol. Lineage: Eukaryota; Metazoa; Chordata; Actinopteri; Pleuronectiformes; Paralichthyidae. Gene Ontology annotation, molecular function: pantothenate kinase activity; ATP binding. The record is from RefSeq and is a predicted model, not a curated record. Gene Ontology annotation, biological process: coenzyme A biosynthetic process.
AAUCAGCUGUUAGCCCCGCCUCCUGACAGCCUCCCUCAUCCGCUGUGACGCCGGAGCCACUUUAGCUAAUUAGCUCCGUGUUUGCCCGUAAACCUUCGACUCUACCGGGCUUCGAUUCACCGCAUUCACCGGCGUACAUGUAGCUGACCGCCGAUUCCAAUGGCGCACAACGGCCUCCAGCAGGGCGAUGCGACUGUCGGCGAGGACGCGACGCCCACGAAGCUGCCGCGCUCCAGCGCAGAGAUGCCCGGCGACCUCCGGGACGAGCCCGGCAGCGAGGCCGCCGGGGGGGCCGCCUCCGACCGCAGGACCUCCAACUCGACCGCGAGGCGUCGGAGCGACUCGGUGAAGAAAACAAGGCCGCCAUUCCCCUGGUUUGGGAUGGACAUCGGAGGCACUCUGGUGAAGCUGGUGUACUUCGAGCCCAAAGACAUCACAGCGGAGGAGGAGCAAGAGGAGGUGGAGAAUCUGAAGAGCAUCCGGCGUUACCUCACCUCCAACACCGCCUACGGGAAGACGGGCAUCAGGGACGUGCACCUGGAGCUGCAGGACCUCACGCUGUGCGGCAGGACGGGCAACCUGCACUUCAUCCGCUUCCCCACUCAUGACCUGCCGGCCUUCCUGCAGAUGGGCCGCAACAAGCACUUCUCCAGCCUCCACACCACGCUGUGCGCCACGGGAGGGGGGGCGUACAAGUUCGAGUCCGAUUUCCGCACGAUGGCGGACCUGCAGCUUCACAAGCUGGAUGAGCUGGACUGUUUAAUUCGGGGGGUGUUGUACAUCGACUCGGUGGUGUCCAGCGGCCCCUCUGAGUGCUACUACUUUGAAAACCCCACAGACCCAGAUCACUGCAUCCAGAGGCCCUACACACUGGAAAACCCUUAUCCACUGCUGCUAGUCAACAUCGGGUCCGGGGUCAGCAUCCUGGCCGUCUACUCGGAGAACAACUACAAACGAGUCACAGGGACCAGCCUCGGGGGUGGGACCUUCCUGGGCCUGUGCUGCCUCCUGACCGAGUGCUCUACUUUUGAGGAAGCCCUGGAAAUGGCUUCUGAGGGGGAGAGUACCCGUGUGGACAAGCUGGUUCGGGACAUUUAUGGAGGAGACUAUGAGAGGUUUGGACUGCCAGGCUGGGCUGUAGCCUCAAGUUUUGGCAAUAUGAUGUCCAAAGAGAAGAGGGAGUCGGUGUCCAAAGCGGAUCUGGCCAGAGCAACGCUGGUCACCAUCACCAAUAACAUCGGCUCCAUCACCAGGAUGUGUGCUCUCAAUGAGAACAUCGAGAGAGUGGUGUUUGUCGGGAACUUCCUCAGAGUCAACACCCUCUCUAUGAAGUUAUUGGCCUACGCUAUGGACUACUGGUCCAAAGGCCAGCUCAAAGCUCUCUUCCUGCGCCAUGAGGGUUACUUUGGAGCAGUCGGAGCCCUGUUGGAGCUUCUGCAUCCGUCCUAAUCCGUCCAAACUACAUCCAAAGAAGCACUUGUCAAUCUGCUGCAAAGACCGUUAGCACUUUAGGUCGUUCAGAAUCACUUCCAGGGUGAGAUGUUAGCCACGAGAGGGUUACUGGUAAAUUUUGGUUUUGGCAGACAAACUGUCAACAUUUGGACGCCCUGUUAAGUUCUCAGAAAUAAAACUGCCGACAAUGACUUCUAAAUUUUGACUCUGCUGUUGGGAUCAGUUUUCUCGCCCUGGUCAAGGUUGCAUGUAGCUAAGUUAGGUCAGUAUGUUGUUGUCGUUGCAGAAACGAGUUAAGUCUGUUCUGAAACAUCUCAAGGAAACUCACCACUGCUGCCUGAAAUAAUGUUUGUCAUUAUGUAGUGUUGUUUCUGGACUACAGUACCCCUCGCUGGGUGUCAGGUCGUGGGCCAUAUGUUUGCCAGUACUUUUUACCCUAUUAUGACAACUGUCAUUCGGUUAUAAUGUGAGAGUGUAUGGGUGUUACGGUGCAAAGAUAAUCAAGUCAAUGUCUUCACACUAGAAAAGCUUGGAUUGAAGCUAACCACAACAGGCACUAGUUCUAGUGACAGUUAUUCUCAUCAUUGAUUUAUCUUCAGAACUUUAUUUAUUAAUUGUUUGGUUUUUAUAUAAUGUCCAGAAAUAGUUGUAAAAAUAAUUUCAGAGCCAAAGAUGACUGCAUUUAAAAUGCUUGUUUUUGUUCUAACGCCCCAAAAUGAGUUUACUAUCAUUAAAGACAAAGACAAUCAGGAAAUCUUCAUAUUUAAGAAGCGCCAUCGUCAUGCCAAUUGAGUUUGGAUUAAUUGUUUCAUCAUAUCAACUUGGUUGAUUUGAAGAAUUGGCUUUGUUCAUAGUCCAUAUCUGACCCCAGACAUGUGAAUCUGCUGAAGUGCACUCGAGCCACUUAAAAAGUCAUAAAUCUGCACGGUUGACCUCAUUAACAUUAAAAAUGAGUCACUGAAUUUUCCCCAGAUUCAGGAAAAAUAUUAUUUUAAUUCAGAAUCUCGAUGCAUUCCUCCGAUGGAGAUUUUAAAUCCCUGCGUCUCCAAAUCAAUGUCUGUGUGUAGCAUGUUCAAUAUGUAUUUCAAUUCUGAUGUUUUGAAUUUAUUGUUGGUUUUGGACAAUCAAUCUUCCAGAAGCUUUUGUUUUAAAGUGGCACAUGACGUAGUUGGUGUCACCUGUUAGUUCAGUCACCGGUCCACGAUGGAUUACAGGGACCAUAAUGAAACUCUUACACAUCUUAUUUAAAGAAAGUGCCUGUUUUUCAUUUGUUGAGAAAUGUGAUUUUAACACGAGACACUGGUUUGUCAUUGUCAAGGUUUCUCUUUUUUUUCAGUUUAUACGCUGCAAAGAAAACUUUACUUUUACUGGACUUUUUGUCACAGAUUUUAAAUUUGUUUUUGAAGGUUCUAUUAAAUAUG